CGCCUCCUUCCCUCCGACCACGACGUUCCCCGCGGCUUACUCGACAACAUGAGGUCCCCUGCUUUACUGCUUGCGACCACGGCCGCGCUGUACCCUGCGUAUGCAUUCCAGCUGCCGUUCAACAUCCCUUUCUUCGGCGGAUCACAGACACCGCUUACCGCCCCUCAACUCCCGGACACGGAUACGACAGUGCCCAACCGCAUCGCCAUCAUUGGUGCGGGCGCGGGUGGCUCAUCUGCGGCGUUCUGGAUUGCGAAGGCGAAGGAGCGGCAUGGACUAGAGGUGGAAGUGGACGUGUAUGACAAGAACGCGUAUGUUGGUGGACGAAGCACCACCGUGUUCCCCUAUGAGGAUGAGAACCUGGAGGCGGUUGAGUUGGGCGCGUCCAUCUUCGUGAAGGUUAACAAGAACCUGUGGCGCGCCGUCGACGAGUUCGGUCUCGAACGCGUCGACUUCGAGAGAGAUGACGAUGGCGACGACACCAUGGGCAUCUGGGACGGCCACGAAUUUGCCUUGACAACUAGCGGUGGUAGCUUCUUCAGCGACUGGCUGAACAAGAUCAAAAUUAUUUGGCGGUAUGGAUACAAGGCCCCUUCGAAGACGCAAGAAUUGGUCGCGACGAUGGUCGGCAUUUUCCAAGGGCUAUACAGCUCAGAAUCUCCUCGAUGGUCGAAUAUCUCCUCGGUCGUCUCGGACCUGGGCUGGUCAGAUGUCACUGCGCAGACGACUUCUGAGUACUUCGACUUGCAGGGCAUCGACAGGCGCUGGACCAGGGAGUUGGUCGAGGCCGCCACUCGCGUCAACUACGGACAGGCAAGCGCGCGUAAUGCGGAUAAGAUACACGCUCUGGAGGGCCUUUGUUCCCUGGCUGCCAGCGGCGCCUCAAGCGUGAAAGGUGGCAACUUCCGCAUCUUCGAGCACUUCAUUGCCGAGUCGAAGGCGUCCGUGUUUCUCAACACGACUGUCAAAGCCAUCUCCCAAUCUGAAGCGACCGGAGCUUGGGUCGUGGACUCGUCUGCGUUCAAGCAGCCCCGCGCAUACCGUUCCGUAAUUCUCGCAGCGCCCUUCCACCAGACGAACAUCGACUUCAAGGCCGCCGCCCUCGCCCCAGUCCCAGAGCAACCCUACGUCCACCUGCACGUCACGCUCCUCAGCACGUCGUCCCCCUCCCCCAACGCGACGUACUUCAACCUCGCGCCCGGCACGAAGGCGCCCACGACGCUGCUCACGACGUACGAGGGCGUGCGCGUGCGCGGCGGCGCGGAGCCCGAGUUCAACUCGCUCACGUACCACGGGCCCGUGCGCGGGCAGGACGGCGAGGCGCGCGUGAACGUGUUUGGGGACAGGGAGUGGGUCGUGAAGAUCUUCUCGAAGGCGCGAUUGAGCGAUGAGUGGCUGGCGACGCUGUUCGAGGGGAAGGUAGGAUGGGUGCUGAGGAAGGAGUGGGAUGCGUACCCGGUGCUCCCGCCAACAAUCGAGUUCCCGCCUGUGAAGCUCGCGGAGGGCCUGUACUACGUGAACGCAUUCGAGCCGCUUAUCUCGACCAUGGAGACCGAGACAAUCGCGUCCCGGAACGUCGUCGACCUGCUCUUGCAGGAGCAGUUCAACGCAUCCAUCUGCAAGCCAUCAGCCGCCACGGACCUCGUAGAGGACGCACCCGCCCUCAAAGCCGAGCCCGCCGACUUCGUGCUCGGAUGGGACUGCUGAGCGCAGCACAGCCAUGUCCUAUGUCUUUCUGCCGAGCGCCCCGCCUCGGCGAGCUUGUUUGUCUGUUGUCUGGAUCUGCCCGUUAUGCUAGCGCUAUGAGACUAACCGUGUACAUUAAACAUUACCUGCCGCUUCCGCCGCGCUAACCUCGACUCGGCGACCUGAACCAUGCG
This is a messenger RNA of Trametes versicolor FP-101664 SS1, 1880 nucleotides long. RefSeq lists its product as uncharacterized. The record is from RefSeq and is a predicted model, not a curated record. The transcript has 7 exons. NCBI's taxonomy places the organism in Eukaryota, Fungi, Basidiomycota, Agaricomycetes, Polyporales, Polyporaceae. Gene Ontology annotation, molecular function: prenylcysteine oxidase activity. Bases 49 to 1707 code for a protein of 552 amino acids. Gene Ontology annotation, biological process: prenylated protein catabolic process; prenylcysteine catabolic process.